Xenopus tropicalis (tropical clawed frog) is the source of this 1364-nucleotide messenger RNA. RefSeq lists its product as uncharacterized. NCBI's taxonomy places the organism in Eukaryota, Metazoa, Chordata, Amphibia, Anura, Pipidae. The transcript has 2 exons. Gene Ontology annotation, molecular function: zinc ion binding. The coding region runs from base 31 to 1155 and encodes 374 amino acids. The record is from RefSeq and is a predicted model, not a curated record.
AAGGGAGAUUCAGUUUCACUGAUUCCAGUGAUGGCGGCUGCUGGGCUGAGAGAGGAGCUAAACUGCCCCCUGUGCUGGGAGAUCUACACCAACCCUGUAACCCUGCCCUGUGGCCAUAACUUCUGCCUGCGCUGUAUUGGGAGACAUUGGGACCGGCAGAGGAAUAUAGAGGAAGAUCUAUUCUGCCCUGUAUGUAUCCGGAGAUAUGGGAAACAGCCUGAACUGAACAUAAACCUGACUCUGUGUAAUGUAGCAGAACUAUUCCUCCCUACUGACCCACAGCAUGGCGACAUAUGGAUCCCCUGCACUUACUGUGCCCCCCCUGUGCCCGCGGCUAAAUCCUGCCGGCUGUGUGAGGCCUCUCUGUGUGCCAGACAUGUGCGGGUACAUAGCCGGGCAGCAGAACAUGUAUUAACUGUGCCGACUGUUUUGUUUGGGCACAGAAAAUGCUCCGCACAUGGGGAACUGCUGAGAUAUUACUGCACUGAGGAUGGGGCCCUUGUCUGUGUGUCCUGCUGCCUGGCUGGGGGGCACCGGGGCCACAGGGUGGAGCUGCUGAAUGAGGAUAAUAUGGAGAAAUAUAUUCUAGGGAUGGCGGCUGCUGGGCUGAAAUCUGAGCUGACCUGCCCCCUGUGCCGGGGCAUCUACACCGACCCAGUAACCCUGCCCUGUGGCCAUAACUACUGCCUGCGCUGUAUUAGGAGAAGAUGGCACUGGCAGGAGGGGAUAGUGAAGGAACGUUCCUGCCCUGAAUGCAGAGACACAUACAGGAGACGCCCGGAACUGAACUGGAACCUUUAUGAUAUAGUAAAGAGUUUCCUCAGUGCUCUGAUCCCCUGCACUUACUGUGCCCCCCCUGUGCCCGCGGCUCAAUCCUGCCUGACCUGUGAGGCCUCUCUGUGUGCCAGACAUGUGAGGAAGCACAGCCAGUCACACAAACUGAUAGUCUCCAGCAUUUUAUUCAGAGAUAAUGUUUGUUCCACUCACCAGAAGCCCCUGGGGUAUUACUGCCGGGGGGAGGAAGCCUGUAUGUGUGAGGAUUGUGUCCUGAAACACUGGUGGCACAGGGUGGAGAAGCUGGAUGAGAAAACUGUGCAAACCCUAAAAAGAAUGCAGGAGAAUGAAGGAAAACAAAGAUUCCUUGAAGGUAAAUAGGAAAAAAACAUUGGGGUACAAAGUGUGAUUUAGGGGAGGGAAUAAAACCAGAGCAAGAGAAGAGCAUGGGGGGGCAAAUACAAAUGAAAUAACAAUGAGUGUGUAACACUGAACAAACAUACAUUUUGCUUCCUGCAGGGCAGAACCAGCAGCGGAACUAGGGGCAGGUGGGCAGAAGGGGCAAGUGUCAUUCUCACAACAUUGAAUGG